Molecule: messenger RNA, 745 nt
Organism: Corylus avellana
Lineage: Eukaryota; Viridiplantae; Streptophyta; Magnoliopsida; Fagales; Betulaceae
Product: blue copper protein 1b-like
Molecular function (GO): electron transfer activity
Source: RefSeq, a predicted model, not a curated record
UUGCUCUCUCGAUACAAGACAUGGGUGGUUUCACUUUUGCACAUGGCCUUGUCCUUAUUGUAGCCGCUUCCUGCAUGUUGGCAGUUAGUACGGCCAACAAGGAUUGGAAGUUUGGGUUUAACAACCAUUGGCCUCCUCACAAAGGUGGCUCCCAUCACCCAAAAUAUAGACAGGCUGCCCCCAACAAGGUCAUCGUCGGCGGCUCCGAAGGCUGGCGCUUCAACUUCAGCUACACUAAUUGGGCUUUCAACAACGGCCCCUUUUACCUCAACGACACUUUGGUUUUCAAGUAUGAUCCGCCAACAGACAAUACCAUAAUCCCUCACAGCGUAUACUUGCUACGAAACCUUCAGAGCUUUAUAACGUGCAACUUAACCGGAGCAGAGAUGUUGGCCAACGUGACGCAAGGAGGCGGGCAGGGCUUCGAGUACGUGCUGAAAAAUUGGAAGCCGCACUACUUUGCUUGCGGUCAGCACGAUGGCAUCCAUUGCAACCAGGGACAGAUGAAGUUCUUUGUCAUGCCAAUGCCCCGUUGGUUUAGAUAAUUGAUACAAAAAGUGACGUCUUUUUUUAUGUUUGUCUGGUAUUCUAUAAGAGUACUUAACCUUCCUUCUGAUUGAGAUGAUAGUGAAAUAAAUGUACCUGCUGUGACUUGGUUUGGACAUGAGAGAAAUGUUUAAAAGGUUGUUCUCUUCUCCUUAGAAAUUAGAACAACCUUAAAUAUUCUUAGUUAAAAUAAUUAUGA